AUGGCAGCAUGUUUUUCCCUCUACUACGGCCAGAAUCAUGAACAGUUGAACUGCCAUACCAGAGGGCAUCCCAGUCAAAGCCGUCAAGUCUUGCGGUCUAGGACUUGUUGCUUUGCAGGCAUCACAGCCUCUCUCAAUGUUGACCUCUCACCAUCACAUGCAACCAUUUCUGGGGAUCCAUUUAGCACUCUUGAGGCUAUUAGGAAUACCAAGGUAGACAUACAAACAACAUCAGAAGCUACCUCAUAUUUAAUCCAGCGAUGGAUGCUGGCAGAUUUAGACCCUGCCAACGCAAAGUUAGCAAUAGUAAUGUCCUGGUACCCGAAGCUUCCCGUUGGGAAGUUUCCGUAUGUAUUAGCUUAUGCUCCCACAGAACCACUUCUCACUCCAACCAGAAAGUUGAUUCCACCACUUGGAGGAUUGGAUGUGACUCCUGUGGCACCAGGAGGCAAAACAUACAUUCAGUUUUGUAAUGCGAGACUUCAUACAUGUAAACUUGCUGCUAAGGCUGAGUUUGUUUAUUUAUUUAAAAAGCAGGUGGUGGUGAUUAUUGAUGAUCAAUUUGUUCAUUCAUUCAACCAACAGAUGAUGAGGCUUAUUGAUGACAAAAUGCGUUUGAAAUUGUGA
Dovyalis caffra is the source of this 627-nucleotide messenger RNA. The record is from the annotation of a GenBank genome assembly. Lineage: Eukaryota; Viridiplantae; Streptophyta; Magnoliopsida; Malpighiales; Salicaceae.